GCCGCCGUCCGGCCCUCGCCGCCGCGCCCGCAACCAGCACUAUGCCUGCCGCCGGCUCCGAGCCGUCACGCCCACUGUCGCCGCCUGCCGUGCAGGAGCAGAGCGCCGAGCCGCGGCCGCCGCCGCCGCACGGGGAGCUGCAGUACCUGGGGCAGAUAGAACACAUCCUCCGCUGCGGCUUCCGGAAGGAUGACCGCACCGGCACUGGCACCCUGUCGGUGUUCGGGAUGCAGGCGCGGUACAACCUGAGAGAUGAAUUUCCUCUGCUGACAACCAAACGUGUUUUCUGGAAAGGUGUUUUGGAGGAGUUGCUGUGGUUUAUCAAGGGAUCCACCAACGCUAAGGAACUGUCUUCCAAGGGAGUGAAAAUUUGGGAUGCCAAUGGGUCCCGAGACUUCUUGGAUGGCUUGGGCUUCUCCAACAGAGCUGAAGGGGAUUUGGGCCCGGUUUAUGGCUUCCAGUGGAGGCAUUUUGGGGCUGAAUACAAAGAUAUGGAUUCAGAUUAUUCAGGUCAAGGAGUAGAUCAACUGCAAAAAGUGAUCGACACAAUCAAAACCAACCCUAACGACAGAAGAAUCAUCCUGUGUGCUUGGAAUCCAAAAGAUCUCCCUCUCAUGGCCCUCCCCCCAUGCCACGCCCUCUGCCAGUUCUACGUGGUGAAUGGGGAGCUGUCCUGCCAGUUGUACCAACGGUCGGGAGACAUGGGCCUGGGUGUGCCCUUCAAUAUUGCCAGCUACGCCCUGCUCACCUACAUGAUCGCACACAUCACGGACCUGAAGCCAGGUGACUUCGUACACACUCUGGGAGAUGCACACAUUUACCUGAAUCACAUCGAGCCGCUGAAGACUCAGCUUCAGCGAGAACCAAGGCCUUUCCCCAAGCUCAAAAUCCUUCGAAAAGUUGAGACAAUCGAUGACUUCAAGGCUGAAGACUUUCACAUUGAAGGCUACAAUCCUCACCCGACUAUUAAAAUGGAAAUGGCUGUCUAGAGUGCUUUUAAAGGCGUUGUUUGAAGGAUAUUUACACCCAGGUAAAAGUUCACUUGGCUGUAAAGGCGAAGGAUCUAGGUCAAAACCUGUUAGUGAUCUGUUGGUUAUUAUCCAUUAACUUUUAAGAAUGUUGCCACUGGCAAAUAAGAGCUGUGUUGUUCUCUUAGUAGUAAAAGGCCUUAGGUUUGGGUGACUUGCUGAGGGUGUCUGUACAUGUAGUGAUUUUGAAUAAAGACAGGAAAGAGAAUUUAUAUUAAUUCAAAUUUCAUAGUGUUUUUAGGAAAAUGGUCAGUGCAUUUCAAGAAUUAUAUAGAACGAUUUCCCCAUAUCUGAGCAAGCUGGGUAACACCCAUCAGUCAUGUUAAUGCCUAGUGUGGUUAUGAAUGUUUAAAGUUUUAUAUCUUGCCACAAUAAAUGUUCUGCAUUCAUG
Messenger RNA from Budorcas taxicolor (takin), 1419 nucleotides. It is a transcript of the gene TYMS, whose product is annotated as thymidylate synthetase. Gene Ontology annotation, cellular component: cytosol; mitochondrion. The transcript is spliced from 7 exons. The coding region runs from base 42 to 989 and encodes 315 amino acids. Gene Ontology annotation, molecular function: thymidylate synthase activity. NCBI's taxonomy places the organism in Eukaryota, Metazoa, Chordata, Mammalia, Artiodactyla, Bovidae. The record is from RefSeq and is a predicted model, not a curated record. Gene Ontology annotation, biological process: dTMP biosynthetic process.